Messenger RNA from Peromyscus eremicus (cactus mouse), 1854 nucleotides. It is a transcript of the gene Mnmip1, whose product is annotated as SH3 domain containing 21. Lineage: Eukaryota; Metazoa; Chordata; Mammalia; Rodentia; Cricetidae. The transcript is spliced from 12 exons. Bases 146 to 1735 code for a protein of 529 amino acids. The record is from RefSeq and is a predicted model, not a curated record. Gene Ontology annotation, molecular function: protein binding.
CCGGCCGCUAAAGGGCGGGGCUUGAAGCUACUAAAGGGCGUGCUGGGGAGGCCCGCCCCUUCCCCAGUGGACAGGGCCACCUGCUCCAGCUGCUCCCCUGCUUGUCUGGCCUAGGUCAAUCCGUCAACUCUCGGGGCCCCCAAAGAUGGUGCAAAGUGAACUUCAACUACAAUCCAGAGCAGGCAGACGAGCUGAAGCUUCAAAUUGGGGAGAUUGUGGAAGUGAUAAAGGAGGCCUUGGAAACACAGACAUGCCUUCAAUCAUCUCUAAUCCACCGAGGCCUCCUAAGCUGAGCAACUUGACCUAUGACAGCCCUCCAGACUACCUGCGGACAGUCUCCUGCCCUGAGACCUGCAGGGUCCUGUUUGACUACCAGCCUGAGGCCCCGGAUGAGUUGGCGCUGCACAAGGGGGACCUGGUGAAAGUUCUGAGAAAGACAACAGAGGAUAAGGGUUGGUGGGAAGGAGAGUGCCAAGGCCGAAGAGGAGUGUUUCCAGACAACUUUGUACUACCACCACCCCCAAUCAGGAAGCUGAUCCCACGGAAAAUUAUAACUCGGGAGUCAGCUCCUAUGAAGGAACCAAAAAAACUGAUGCCCAAAACAUCCUUACCCUCUGUGAAGAGGGUGGCAGCAGCUGCCUCGGCACCUAACAAAACCAAGACAUCUACACCCAGUGGGGACAGCCAGAAACGCCCCUCCCGAGACACCGGCUUCAAUGGCAGCUUCCUCAAUGGGGGACCCAGGCAACCAGGGAGAAAGCGAUCCAGAACCCAGGCUUCCCAACAGCAUUCUGUAUUCAAUCAGGAGGAUGACCAGAGAAGCCCGGGAAAGGCCCCCUCCACAAAUAAAACCCGCACUCCAGAUAAGACCCUUGGCCCAGAGAAGAUCCUGGCUCCCAACAAAGUCUCCACUCCAGAGAACCCCGUUCCAGAGAAAGCCCUGGAUUCUGACAAAAUUCCCACUGCAGAGAAUACCACUGUAGACAAGGCUGCCAGUACAGGGAGUGCCCUUUCUGUGGAUGAGGCCCUAGCUAAGGAUGAAACCGUUGACCCAAAGGUGGCCCUUCAUGCGGACAGUACCCCUGCACUGGUGAAGAUCUUGACCCCAGAGCACAUGCUUUUUGAAGAGGACCCUUCUAGGGACAACACUCAGUGCCAGCAUUUACCUCAAGAAGAAAGCACACAGGGGUCCGAGUCUCUUGCACCUCCAAAUGACAUCCAGGUGCCAGGAGAGCACCCUCAACUGUCUAGAUGCAGCUCCCUAGCCCACUCCAGGGCUAAGGAUGAGUCUGCCGUGGAGGACGCCACCUUUCCGGAGGGACUACCAAGCAAAGAUGAGACGACCCUGAAAGAGGCACUCCCCAAAGAAGAGCCGCCUUCUGAAGGGAUGGGUCCCCAAAAGCAGGUGCCCCAGAAAGAGUCAGUCCCCACUCCCCAAGUGCCACAUAUUAUCAAGCAGAUUCCGGACUCUGAAGAAGCUCCCACGCUUCAUCCCGUGGCCUCACUAACUUCUUCCAAAAGCAAGAAUGACGAUAUGGAUGUAGCAGCGUUAAAGAAAGAGCUGGGGUCGCUAAAGAACGCGCUGGAGCGUCUGGAGUUGAAGAUGGAACAGAAGUUGAGUGAUGUCUGGGAGGAGCUGAAGACCGAGAGGGAGAAGCUCCAGUCGCUGGAGGUUCAGACGCCGCCGCAGAGGACCCAGAAGUCCUUCAAACAUGCGCAGACACAGACAGAAUGAGGGCGGGCUCAGGCAGAACCUCAGCCCGACCUGGAGGGGACGUCCAUCCUGCUCGGGCCACCCCUGUCCUUGCACAAAGCUUUGAGAAACUCCAAGGAAGUAAAAACUCUGAACUCUUA